This is a messenger RNA of Oncorhynchus mykiss (rainbow trout), 10849 nucleotides long. RefSeq names its product histone acetyltransferase p300. NCBI's taxonomy places the organism in Eukaryota, Metazoa, Chordata, Actinopteri, Salmoniformes, Salmonidae. The record is from RefSeq and is a predicted model, not a curated record. Gene Ontology annotation, molecular function: protein binding; transcription coactivator activity; chromatin DNA binding. Gene Ontology annotation, cellular component: nucleus; transcription regulator complex; histone acetyltransferase complex. Gene Ontology annotation, biological process: positive regulation of transcription by RNA polymerase II.
CGCAUCACCUCUUCGCCACAGCCGACAAGGGUUUGCUGCCGGACGUUUAUGUUCAUCUUAUGCUAAGGGUGGCAUAAAUGACGGGUGUAAUCAUGGAAGAUAUAUAUUGGGACAAUUUUCUCGCAUCAGAUGAAGCUAUACGAGUUUAGAGGAGAGCCACUACGUGUGUCUCCCUCUCUCUCACACCGAGCCCCCUCCUCCUCCGCUGGCAAUUUAUAAAGAACAAAAAAUUCGACUAGGGAGGGGGUUGAUACGCCGAAGCUGAAAUCGAGAGGCGAACCCAGGAAAGGAGUAUAUUGUACACGCGACUUUCCCCCCCUUCGUCCCCCAAAAGGAGGGGGAAAAGUCAGAAUUGUGGAAUCGAAAAGGAAAAUAAGGUUCAAAAGACGUGAAAACGUCUUCCGUUGUGGAUACCGUAUAUAUUUUUAAUUCGAAAAAAUAUGGCCGAGAACGUUCUGGACUCUGGCCCGCCUUCAGCCAAGAGGCCUAAACUAUCCUCUCCGGCACUGUCUGUCUCCGCAAGCGAUGGAAACGAUUUCGGCUCGUUGUUUGACCUGGAGCAUGACCUCCCGGACGAGCUUAUCAACUCCUCAGAGUUGGGCCUGGUCAACGGCGGGGACCUCAGCCAACUGCACACCAGCCUGGGAGGUGGGUUGGGCCCAGGGGGAGGGGGUGGCCAGGACGCGGUGGCCAAGCACAAGCAGCUCUCCGAGCUCCUUCGAUCAGGCGCUCCACACGCCUCCACCCAGCAGGGCGCAGUGGGCAGCACAGGCGGGGCCAGCAUGGGCCACCUGGGAAACAUGAAGAUGUCCCCUGGGCCCCAGGGCAUGGGCCAGCAGCAACACCUCUCACCUCAGCAGCAGGCCAGCAUGAUGCAGCAGCAGGUGGGGAUGGUGGGCAGCAUGAAUCGGGGAAUGAUGGGGGCCCAGAAGGGCAACGGACAGCAGCAGCAAUCCAUGAUGGGUGGGCAGGUGAUGAACGGAUCCCCCAGGAUGGGCUUCUUGAACCAGGGGAUUGGGGGGAACAGUAACGUGCUGGCUGAGACUCUGCAGCAGCAACAACAGCAGCAGGGGGCUGGUGGACAGGCUGGACUCAGAGUACAGCAACCUGGAGCAAUGAACAAGAUGGGUAUGAUGGGUAACCCGGGCUCCUAUGGAGGCCCCUAUGGAGGGCAGCAGGCAGGCCUGGGGGGAGCAGGGCUGGGCCCUCCGCUCCAGAACAAAGGCUCCAUGCCCAACAGCCUGGCCCAGUUCAGCAUGGACAAGAAGAGCCAGCCCAUGCAGGGCAUGUCUGCCAUGGCCUCCCAGCAGUCCGCUGCAGGUGUGGGCGGUGGAGCCGGAGGCACUGCAGGGAUGGUCCCCAACGCCCAGGGAGGCCUAGGGCCCGCCGUGUCUGUAGCCGCAGCAGCCGGGGUGCCCCCUACGGCCGACCCUGAGAAGCGCAAGCUUAUCCAGCAGCAACUAGUGCUCCUGCUACACGCACACAAGUGCCAGCGGCGGGAGCAAGCCAACGGGGAGGUGCGCCAGUGCAACCUGCCACACUGCCGCACCAUGAAGAACGUCCUCAACCACAUGACCCACUGCCAGGCCGGAAAGUCUUGCCAAGUGGCUCACUGUGCUUCAUCCAGACAGAUCAUCUCUCACUGGAAGAACUGUACACGGCACGACUGUCCGGUCUGCCUGCCACUCAAGAACGCUGGGGACAAGAGGAACCAGCAGUCUCUGCUAGGGGGUGCUGGUGUAGGUCUGGGUAGUUCCCUGGGCUCAGUGCCCGGAGGCCAGCCCAGCACCCCAAACCUCAACCCCCCCAGCCAGAUCGACCCCAGCUCCAUCGAGAGGGCCUACGCCGCCUUGGGCCUCACUUACCAGGGCCUGCAGAGCCAGCCCAACCAGGCUUCUCUGCCCUCACAGGGCUUGCAGAGCCAGCCGGGCAUGAGGCCGCUCAAUCCCAUGGGGGGUAACCCGAUGGGAGUGAAUGGAGGUGUGGGUGUUUCACCCCAGAACCAGCAGGCCAGCCUGCUACAGGACACCAUGCUACACCUCAAUAUGAACUCCCAGGGUCUGAUGAGUGAUGCGGGCGGGGCGGGUAACAUGGGAUGCAUGCCCACAGCGACCCCACCCUCUGCAGCAGGCAUGAGGAAGAGCUGGCACGAGGACAUCACCCAGGACCUGAGGAACCACUUGGUGCACAAACUGGUACAAGCCAUCUUCCCGACCCCAGACCCUGCUGCUCUGAAGGACAGGCGGAUGGAGAACCUAGUGGCGUAUGCUAGGAAGGUGGAGGGGGACAUGUACGAGUCUGCCAACAGCAGGGCGGAGUACUACCACCUGUUGGCUGAGAAGAUCUAUAAGAUCCAGAAGGAGUUGGAGGAGAAGAGGCGGACGCGGCUCCAGAAGCAGGAUGGUCCCCUCCCUGACCACUCUCUGGUGCGGCCCGGUGGACCCAACCAGAUGGUUAAUAGGAUGCAGAACCCUGCAGGUAUGAACCAGUUCAACCAGAUGGGGAUGCAGUCUAUGGGUCAGAGGUUGACCCCUCCUCUACCCCUCACACCCAUCAACCAGAUGGGCAUGGGGAACCCCAGGAUGAACCAGCCCAACGUGGGCCAGAACCAGUACCUGCCCCAGGGACAGUUCCCAGGCUCCGGUCCAGGCCUCGGCACUGGUCAGCCUGGCAUGGCACAGCCUGGCAUGAACCAGCAAGGCAACCAGGGAGGCAUGGCACAGCCUAGUAUGAACCAGCAAGGCAACCAGGGAGGCAUUGUACAGACUCAGAUACCCAUUCCUUCCCCUCUCCCCGUCAACAGCCCUCUAGCUGGGCCCGGCUCGGUCGGUGGGGGUAGUGGCGUCCCCUCGGUGGGGCCCAUGGGUCCCCAGAGUGUGGGUGGAGGCCCCUUGUCCAACCUGCCCCUGUCCAACAACCCCCAGCAGCCCAACUCCAUCCCCCACCUCGCGGCCAUGCGCCAGAGCUCGCCCUCCCCCGCCCGCAGUCUUACCCCCACACCCCACCAAACGCCACCCAGGCUAGCGGGCUCACAGACCCCCCAGCCCCACACCCCCAACCCGUCUCAGCUGGCCCCCCCAGGCCCUCAGCAGCAGCUAGGGCCCGGCAGCCAGGGGCCAGGCUCCAACAAGCCCAUGCAGCAGGGGAUGGGGGCGGGGUCUACCACCCCAUCGCACCCUGGUCACCCCUCCACAACCCCCAACCCACAUGGAGGCCAGCUCCCUCGCACGCCUCGCACUCCGAUGUCCCAGAAGGGGGGCUUCCAGCCCCAGGACGGUCAGGCUCUGACCCCAGCGUCGGUCAGCAGUGUGGACACAGCCUCCCAGCAGGCCUCCCAUUCGGAUGCCUCGGCCUCCGUGGACCCCAAGACGGAGGUCAAGCAGCAGCAGCAGGAUGAGGAGGAUGACGGGGAGGAAGGCUGCUCCAAGGGGGGGAAGUUAUCCAACGUCAAGAUGGAGAACAAACCCAUCAAAAUGGAGGGGGUGAAGAAAGAGGAGUGUGGGGGCAAAGGUGUUCCCAUGGAAACGUCAUCAUUGGUGGGGGUAAAGAGUGAAGACAGGGUGAAGACUGAAGACCGGAAGCCGGAGGUGAAGAAGGAGCCAAAAGAGGAAGAGAAGGGAUCCGAGUCCCCUGGUACACCGUCUGGUGCCCAGAACAAGAGGAAGAUCUUUAAGCCAGAGGAGCUGCGCCAGGCCCUCAUACCCACCCUGGAAUCUCUAUACAGACAGGACCCAGAGUCUCUGCCCUUCAGACAGCCUGUCGACCCUCACCUACUGGGCAUACCUGACUACUUUGACAUAGUGAAGACCCCCAUGGACCUGUCCACUAUAAAGCGGAAGCUUGACACGGGUCAGUACCAGGAACCCUGGCAGUAUGUGGACGACAUCUGGGUCAUGUUAAACAAUGCCUGGCUAUACAACCGCAAGACGUCCCGCGUCUACAAGUACUGCUCCAAGCUGGCUGAGGUGUUCGAGGCCGAGAUAGACCCCGUCAUGGUCAACCUGGGCUACUGCUGUGGCCGGAAGUUGGAGUUUUCUCCCCAGACGUUGUGCUGCUAUGGGAAGCAGCUGUGCACUAUACCCCGGGACGCUGCCUACUUCAGCUACCAGAACAGUUCACCAAAAUUUGGGCUUCUUGCUGACAGGUACCACUUCUGUGAGAAGUGCUUCAACGAAAUCCAGGGGGACAACGUGUCCCUAGGAGACGACCCCUCCCAGCCUCCGACUUCCAUCGGUAAAGAUCAGUUUGAGAAGAAGAAGAAUGACACAUUGGACCCUGAAUUGCUUGUGGAAUGUAUGGACUGUGGACGUAAGAUGCACCAGAUCUGUGUGCUGCACAAUGACACGAUCUGGCCGUUAGGUUUUAAUUGUGAUGGCUGCUUAAAGAAGUUGAAUAAGACACGUAGAGAGAACAAGUAUGCCGCCAAAAGGUUGCCCCACACUAAGCUGGGCUGUUAUUUGGAGACGAGGGUGAAUGACUUCCUGAAACGUCAGAGCCACCCUGAGUCGGGUGACGUCACCAUCCGAGUCGUCCACGUCUCCGACAAGGUGGUGGAGGUCAAACCAGGCAUGAAGUCCAGGUUUGUGGACACUGGGGAGAUGUGUGAGUCGUUCCCAUAUAGAACAAAAGCCCUGUUUGCCUUUGAGGACAUCGAUGGCGCUGACGUCUGCUUCUUCGGCAUGCAUGUACAGGAGUAUGGCUCGGACUGCCCUCCUCCCAAUCAGAGACGAGUGUACAUCUCGUACCUGGACAGUGUUCACUUCUUCCAGCCUCGUUCUCUGAGGACGGGUGUCUACCAUGAGAUUCUCAUUGGCUACCUGGAGUAUGUCAAGAAGCUGGGGUACACAACUGGUCACAUCUGGGCGUGCCCACCUAGUGAAGGGGACGACUACAUUUUCCACUGUCACCCUAUGGACCAGAAGAUCCCCAAGCCCAAGAGGCUACAGGAGUGGUAUAGGAAGAUGCUGGACAAGGCUGUGGCGGAGCGCAUAGUGCACGACUUCAAGGACAUCUUCAAGCAGGCCACGGAGGACCGUCUGACCAGUGCCAAGGAGCUGCCGUACUUUGAGGGGGACUUCUGGCCCAACGUGCUAGAGGAGAGCAUCAAGGAGCUGGAGCAGGAGGAGGAGGAGAGGAAGAGGGAGGAAAACAGUACUUCCAACGAGAGCGUAGAUGCCACGAAGGGCGACAGCAAGAACGCCAAGAAAAAGAACAGCAAGAAGACUUCUAAGAAUAAGAGCAGUAUGAGCCGAGCCAAUAAGAAGAAGCCAGGCUUGCCCAACGUGUCCAAUGACCUCUCUCAGAAACUCUACGCCAGCAUGGAGAAGCACAAAGAGGUAUUCUUUGUGAUCCGUCUGAUAGCAGCACCCAUGUCCAACACGCUGGGCCCCAUUACGGACCCCGACGGCCUGAUGGCCUGCGACCUGAUGGAUGGGCGCGACGCCUUCCUCACCCUGGCCCGGGACAAACACUUGGAGUUCAGCUCGCUGCGCAGGUCCAAGUGGAGCUCCAUGUGCAUGCUGGUGGAGCUCCACAACCAGAGCCAGGACCGCUUCGUCUACACCUGCAAUGAGUGCAAGGGCCAUGUGGAGACACGCUACCACUGCACCGUCUGCGAGGACUAUGACCUGUGCAUCACCUGCUACAAUACUAAGGGCCACAUCCACAAGAUGGAGAAGCUGGGUCUGGGCCUGGACGACGAGAGCAACAACGCAGCCUCCUCGUCCAUUGCCAACCCCGGGGACUCGCGGCGCCUCAGCAUCCAGCGCUGCAUCCAGUCUCUGGUCCACGCCUGCCAGUGUCGCAAUGCCAACUGCAGCCUGCCGUCCUGCCAGAAGAUGAAGCGCGUGGUGCAGCACACCAAAGGUUGCAAGCGUAAGACCAACGGCGGCUGCCCCAUCUGCAAGCAGCUCAUCGCUCUCUGCUGCUACCAUGCCAAGCACUGCCAGGAGAACAAGUGUCCUGUACCGUUCUGUCUGAACAUCAAGCACAAGCUGAGGCAGCAGCAGCUCCAGCAUCGGCUACAGCAGGCCCAGAUGCUGCGGAGGAGGAUGGCCAGCAUGCAGAGGGUGGGUCAGCCACCUCCGGGACCGGGGGGAAACGGUGGACUACCAUCUCCGGGAAACAACGGCACCACAGGGCCCAGCACCCCCAUGUCUGUGGGCACGCAGCCCCCCACGCCUCAGACCCCCACCCAGGGGAACAUGCCCCAGCAGGGGAUGGGCCAGGGCCCCCCAGGGCAGCAGCAGGGCAGCAUGCCCCAGCAGCACCACAUGCAGCACCAGUUCCAGCAGCAGAUGCAGCUGCAGCAGCAGGGGGGAGGGGGAAUGAUUAACUCUCCUCAGCAGCAACAGAUGGUCCAACAACAGCUCCAACAGCAGCAACAGGGCCAGUCUCCAAAUGUCCAGCAGAUGCAGCACCCAGGAGGUCUGCCCCCCUACAUCCCCAGACCUCCAGGAGCCUCACCCCUCCACCAGUCCCUGGGUAAACCUGGUCUGGGCCCAGCCACCCCUCCACAGCAGCAGACGAACCCUAGUCAGGGUUCCAUGCCCCAGGGGCAGCAGCAGGGGCCUCCUCCGGCAGCGGUGGAGAUAGCGUUGAAGAUCCAGCGUGUGGCAGAGACCCAGCGUCAGAUGGCCCAGGCCCAGAUCCUCCAGAGGCAGCAGGCGGCCCAGGGUGGAGGCAUGAUCCCCCCUCACCACCAGAACCCCCAGGCCCAGAUGCAGAGCAUGGCCCACCCAGGAGCAGGCAUGGUAGGGCCCCAGGGCCAGGGUCUGGCAGGCAGGACCCUGAUGGAGCAGCAGGGGAUGGUGGUGGGGCCAGGAGGCAUGCAGCAGCAGUCCCAGAUCCCCCCUCAGGUUCAGCUCCAGCAGCAGGCCCGACUUCAGAACCCCAACCAACAGCAGUGGGGAGGCCCUGGUGGGAUGACUCCCCAGCAGAGGCAAGGCAUGAUGGGACAGAUGGGUCACCUGACACUGCAGCAACAGCAGCAGCUUGCCCAGCAACAGCAGCAGCGGCAGCUUGCCCAGCAACAACAACAACAACAGCAGCAGCAACAACAACAACAGCAGCAGCAGCAGCAGCAGCAGCAGCAACAACAACAACAGCAGCAAGGUCAACCCCAGCAGCAGCAGCAACAACAGCAGGCAGGGCAAGGGGGGUUAAUGGGGUUGAUGGGAGUUCAAGGUGGCGUGGCUGGGGCGGCGGCAGCAAUGGUGGGGACAGGGAACCUCCCCCAGGCAGCUCUACAGGACCUCCUGCGUACCCUCCGCUCUCCCAGCUCCCCCGGCCAGCAGCAACAGGUCCUCAACAUCCUCCGCUCCAACCCCCUCCUUAUGGCUGCCUUCAUCAAGCAGCGAGCCGCCCGAUACCAGGGAGGUCCAGGGGUGCCUGGGGCACCGGGAGGAGGCCCAGGAGGGGGGCCUGGAGGUGUGCGGUUCCAGGGGGCCCCUGGUGGGGUAGGAGUUGGGCCUGGUGGUAACCAGGUUGUUAUGGAUGGUCAGCAGGUCAACGUAAAUCCUGGAGCGGCCCAGGCAGGUAUGAACAUGGGCCAGGGAGGAGGAAAUAUACCCACUAUGGCUCAGCUACAGCAGUUGCAGCAGCAGCAACUGCAGCAGCAACUGCAACAGCAACAACAACAGCAGCAGCAACAACAACAGCAGCAACAGCAGCAGCAGCAACAACAGCUGCAGCGCCCCCUCUUGCCUGGGAGUUUGCAGCAACAGCAGCAAAUGGCAGCGCAACAACCGCAGCAACAACAAGGCGGUAUGCCGGGCCAAGGCACCCCAAUGUCCAACAUGACUCCCCAGUUCAGAGAGAUUCUGAUGCGAAGGCACCUGCAGCAGCAACAGCAGCAGCAGCAGCAACAACAGAUGAGUAACAAUGGUCAGUUCCAGCAGCCCCCCCAACAGCAGGGUCAGGGCCAGCAGGGCUUCAUGCAGCAGGGCCAGCCUGGUCAACCUGGCCAGACCCAGUCUGGGGGAGGAGGGCUGCAGCAGGGGGGGGGGCAGGGGCCCCACCCGGGUCCCGGGCAGGGCCAGGGCUACCCUGGAACCAUGUCCCAGCAGGUGGCCACAGCCCUGCAACAGAGGCUGCAGCACCAGAUGCAGAUGCAGCAACAGGAUGGUGCGGGGCCUGGGCAACUCCAACAGGGGCAGCAGGGUCCCCCCCAGCCCCAGUCCUCCCAUGCCAUUCUCCAGCAGGCCCUCCACCAGAGACUCCUCCAGCAGCAGCACCUAGGAGGGGGCUCGCCUGCCCAGCACGGCAGUCCUAUGAGCCCCCAGCAGCAGAUGGCCCAGUCCCCACACCCCCACCUCCAGGGCCAGGCUCUGGGCGGUCAAUCUCUCAGUAACCAGGUGCGUUCUCCUCAGCCUUCCCCUCGGCCACAGUCCCAGCCACCCCACUCCAGCCCCUCGCCACGCAUGCAGCCCCAGCCCUCCCCUCACCGCAUCUCCCCCCAGACCCAGACAGGCUCCCCACACCCAGGUCACGUCUCCCAGCACCACCCUGGCAUGGUGGCCUCCCAAAACCCACAACAACAAUUGUCACAGCAACAACAACAGACUAACUCUGGGGACCCGGGUACAUUUGGUUCGGACCCAAGUGCUAUGAUGUCCCAGAUAAGUGGGAUGGGGGGUUUGCAUGGCCCAGGGCAAUCGGACAUGUUGGGUAAUAACAACCAGGACCUGGGGACGAACAUUAACCACAACAGUUCAGACAUUAUGUAACCUACUACUACGUCUGUCUCAGUGGUCUGAAGAACUGCCUUCAUGGGUCUUGCUGGGAUUGAAUGGAAGGGGGAUGGCAGUUUUAAAAGGUAUUUUUAUUUAAUAUUUUUCUGAUGUAUAAAUGAAAAGAACUUAACUUCCUAUGGGAGAUGCAACAUUUUAAAUCUACAAGUCAAUAAAUGAAUAAAUUAAACGAAUGGUAAGUUAUUGCUGUUUAUGUUUUUAUAUAUAUAUAUAACAUUUUUGCCAAUUGUGUGUAUGGAGUUUCUGGAUGUGCGAGUUCUUCCUUAGUAUAUGACACAAGUAAUAUUUUUGGGGACUGAAUUUUUUUGCUUAUUUUUUUUUUUACACGUAUUUUUAAGAUUUUAAAUGUGGUGGAAAAUUGCAGUGAGCUAAUUACAAUGGACCUUUUUAUCGUUCUGUUUUCCUUCAUAAAACCAGUCAUGAUUGUAUCUGUUUUGCAGAAGUAUUUUUUUUUAAUAUAUAAAUAUAUUAUAAUGAUCAAUAUUUUUGCUGUAUCUACAAACAAACAUCACAACAUAUCUUCCUGCCUUUUUUUUGGGGGGGGGGGGGGGGAUACUUUUUUUCCCGGUAAAUGUACCUUGCGACUGCUACAUUUCACAGAAUAUAUUUUUGAAAAUGACUGUCCAAAAACCGAGAGGAUUCAGAAAGGUGAGUUUUUUUAUUUUUAAUUAAAAAAAAAAAAAAACAUUUUAUUUCUUGACUUUUUUUCUGGUUUUGUAAUCCAAGUUAAACUUAAGUGUUGUGGGGAGGGUGUUGAACACUGGCUGAUCUCCCUCUUGGACUGACUGUCUCAGGUCAGAAGCUUCCAGUUUUGACGCCCAGAUCUUCUACGUGUCUCCCAAUUUUUUUUUUUUUUUUUUUUUUUUUUUUUCUCUCCCAUGAAUGUGCACUCCCCUUUUACCCCCACACUUACUACAGAAUGUUGGAUGGACUUACUGAGGAUGUUGCCUGUUGCCAGCUGAUUCGGAUAGAUUGGCUGUGUGCGUGUGUACAUGCAUACCCUCAUGAAAUGAAACGCAGAGGAACGGGGAUAUGGGGAAUGUGUAGCGGGGUUUUCUAGCUACAAACUCGCCUCUUUAAAAAAAAUAAUAAUUAUUAUUGUCAACAAUGCUGCCCUUUCCCACCUCUCCUAGUCACAUCCCCCUUGUUGUCUUUUGCCCUGCACCAUUGGGUGUAAUCUAAUAUUACUGUACAAAGAACUGGACUUUAAUGAAAUGCUGUUUUUGUAAUAAAAUGAACAGCAUAAAGUUGGUGUACAGACUUUAACCUAGGAUGAGCAGAGAGACUCAAUUAUAGAUAUUCUCCUUUUGAUUUCCUAGCAACUCGGACUCCUCCCAAAUUGAAAGUAUUGAGGUUUCUGUAAGGUACAGUAGGUCAUAUGAGCACCAAUGCGCCUUUGUAUUUUUGACAAACUGGGGUUAUUCUAACAAAUCACAUCUUGUUUGCUGUGAUCACCAACACAUUCACAUGCGCAACACAAUACCGGGGAGAAGGCUUAUUAGUGUGGUCAGACAAUGUCAUUAAAGAUUUCACAAGUUCACUAAUUUUUCUCUAUAGGUUGGGAUUUGGGGGGAGGGGAAAAAAGUGGCAAUAUCUUGAGACUUAUUUUAUAUAAAAAGACAGUCUUUUAUAUAUAGAUAUAUUAUUUAAUUUCUUUUAUAUAUAUAUAUAUAUAUAUAAACUUGAAGCUACAGGAAUUAGAUUAAACUUUUUUUGUAUUAAAGAUGUGAUGCAAAAUGACACUGCGGUCAUUGAUACUGCGGGUUUGAGUAUAUCAUGCCAUUUUGAAGAGAUGUACAUGCAUAUAAAUGUAUACAUACUGAAUCACUGUAGAAACCAUGGCAACUGAACUUUUGUUUAGUUUGUUUCUUCCUAAAGAGACUGGAAAUAAGACUAUUUAAUAUUUGUUUAGUGUUCAAAUGGAAUCUUUGACCACUUUUCUCUACAUAUUUUGGUGCUUGUGCUAAAAGGAAGCAGAAAAGAACUGUUGCUCCAUUUUUCUUUAGUUUCAAAUUUAAGUUAUUUUGGUGGUCUGAUUUGUAUUUUUUUUUGCAAAUAAUUUAAUUGUACAAUAAAGUAUGUUUGUACCAUUGGAAAAA